AUACUCACGUUGUGGCCCUAGGGAUCAAGAUGUCGCCUCCUCCGAAUGAAUCGGACGAAGAGCUGAAGGGGGUGAGCUACCAGGAGUACCGGAGGCUCAAACGCAUCAAGAUGAGGAACACGCCGAGAGAUCCGAACGCCGACGAGAGGGAUGAUGAUAACCUGCCGAAAGCCAAAGUCGAAUCUGAUUCUGGUAAGUCGCAAUCUGAAACUGAUCGAUCUAGGAAGCGUAGGGGGAGGAGAUCUUAUGAUAGCGAUAGCGAAUCUGUAGAGAGUGAUUCUGAUGAGGAAGAUAGAAGGAGACAACGUAGUAGAAGGAAGAUUAAGAGUAAGAGCUCUAGGAGAUCUGAAGAGAGUGAUUCCGAUGAGGAAGAUAGGAAACUAGGAAGAAAAAGGAAGAAAAGCACAAGUAUUAGGAAGAAGAGAAGAUACAGUGAUUCUGAAUCUGAGAUUAGUGCUUCCUCGUCUGGUGAUGAACAACAACACACCAAGUCAAAGAUCAAGAGGCUGAAGAAGCUCUCAGGCGACGAGGAAGAAGAUAGGGGACGAAGAACAAGUAAUAAGAAGAAAGGAAGCAGAAAGAAGCGAGGACAUAGGAGUGCUUCUGGGGAAGAACAUAGCAGGUCAAAGAGCAAGAGGCGGAAGAAGCUGUCAGGCGAUGGUUCUGACACUGAUCUGAAGGCGAAACUUGAAGAAAAGGUUAAGGAUACUGAGCUUGAGUUGAAGAAGUUCAGAGAAGAAGAAGAAGCUGAGGUGGGUCCUAAAGCUGAAGGACACAUGAGCGGUUACGGUCCUGCGUUAAGACCCGGUGAAGGAGACGCUAUAGCACAGUACGUUCAGCAAGGGAAACGUAUCCCACGUAGAGGAGAAGUGGGUCUUAACGCUGAUGAGAUUCAGAGGUUUGAGGAUCUUGGGUAUGUUAUGAGUGGGAGUAGGCAUCAAAGGAUGAAUGCUAUUCGUAUCAGGAAGGAGAACCAGGUUUACAGUGCUGAAGACAAGCGUGCGUUGGCUAUGUUUAACUAUGAGGAGAAGGCCAAGCGUGAGGCUAAGGUCAUGUCUGAUCUUUCCAGGCUGGUGCAGCGCCAUAUGGGAGAGGAGUUGGGUCCGAAUCAUGACCCUUUUGGUGCUGGAAAGGCUGACGACUGAAUCGGGACAUACAGAAGCUGCUGCUCCGCUCUGCUUUUGAUGCUUCAUCCUACUUCUUUGUCUCUUACCUAUCUUUGGUUAUGUUUUUUUUUGUUACCCCAUGAUAAAAUAUUGUCUAUAUGCUGCGUGAAGCUUUUCUACAAACGUAUGUUUCUUCAUCGUCUAGUUUAUGACCGUGUUGUAGAGACGUCGUUUUGCUAUCUUGUUUUGGGUUUUAAUAUUGAAGGAGAAAAAUAAAUAAAUAAAAA
Molecule: messenger RNA, 1393 nt
Organism: Brassica napus (rape)
Lineage: Eukaryota; Viridiplantae; Streptophyta; Magnoliopsida; Brassicales; Brassicaceae
Product: NF-kappa-B-activating protein
Exons: 1
Coding region: 30-1145 (371 amino acids)
Biological process (GO): regulation of gene expression
Cellular component (GO): nucleus
Molecular function (GO): chromatin binding
Source: RefSeq, a predicted model, not a curated record